Aureobasidium pullulans EXF-150 is the source of this 1366-nucleotide messenger RNA. Its product is annotated as putative hydantoin racemase. The coding region runs from base 392 to 1147 and encodes 251 amino acids. NCBI's taxonomy places the organism in Eukaryota, Fungi, Ascomycota, Dothideomycetes, Dothideales, Saccotheciaceae. The record is from RefSeq and is a predicted model, not a curated record. The transcript has a single exon.
GCAUAACUCCGCCUGCACUUGCUAUCGAUAUCUCUCGAGAUAGGUCUUCGAGAGUACAAAAAAUCUACAUGAAUUUUCCCAUUGGCCGCCAUUGGCCGAGAGGGAGAUAGGCUCGUCCGAUAGCUUGAUGGAAUACGUGCAGAUACUUGAAAUGCAACUGAUAGCCGACCAGAGCUCCUCUUCGUGAUCUCCUUCCAUCACGCCCUACUGCACCCUUUUCCUCAGCUACUUUGUCUCUGAUAGCUGGUAUAGCGCGAUCUUAUACUUCUUAUCAAGACCCUUGACACCUGGCUACCCCAACGACCGCACUUUCUCACCAAAUCCGUCGUGGAGACCCCUUAUCCGGCGCCCACUUCCGACAAUCCAUCUCCAAAUGACGAAUACCCCAAACAUGGCAUCCACUUCCGGGAAAAUCCGAGUCCUUGUCGUCAACCCCAAUGCCAGCAAAUUCAUGACCGACAAAUGCAUUGAUAUGGUCAAACCGACAUUGGCACCAGAUGUCGAAGUGAUUGGCUUCACAAGCCCGGAGCCCGCGCCAACUGCCGUCGAGGGCAACUUCGACGGCGUGAUGUCUGCAGCUGCGGCGAUGCGUGCAUUGAUCCCUAUCGCUCAUGAAUAUGACGCCUUUCUGGUAGCGUGCUACAGCGAUCACGCUUUGAUACGUAUGUUGCGAGAGGAAUUUGACCAGCCAUCUAUCGGUAUCAUGGAGGCUUCUCUCUUUGCCGCUCGCACUUUGGGAAAUCGAUUCGGAUUGAUUGCUACCAGCAAGAGAUCAAAAGCUAUGCAUGAAGACAGUAUCCGACACUAUGGCUUUGAUGGCUUCUGUUCUGGUGUUGGUAGCUGCAAUCUGGGUGUCCUUGACUUUGAUCUCAAGAGUGAGGAAGAGGUGCUGGGUAUCAUGUGUGGAGUCGCAAAAGAACUGGUUGCACAAGGAGCUGAUUGCUUGACGCUUGGUUGUGCUGGCAUGACCAAGCUCAAGAAGGCUGUCGAGGACGCUGUUGGGGAGGACGUACAGGUCAUUGAUGGUGUUCUUGCCGGUGUGCAGCAUCUCUCUGGUCUCGUUCGUAUGGGUGGUCGCACUGCGAAGUCAGGCAUGUAUGCGUCAUCCUCAAAAGGAAGGAAGAAUAGAGGUCAAUCGUACUACUGAAAAUACUUUGCACCGAACUCCCUUUCGCCUGCAAGGCUUCCAACCUGGCUGCAAAAAGGCAAGAUGCAUUUGAUAGAUGGGUAUCUGUCCUUUGAGAGCGAAGCUUCUUCCUGCUCUCUUUGGACAACCACAUUGGAACCAAAAAUAUCGUGCCUUUUCACCGCUGUUUUAUAAGGUGCCUUGGUAGGCUAAGAGCUCGAUUAGGUAUCCCCCAAACAU